AUGGACAUUGACGUGAUGGACAUUGAUGAAAUUGAGGCUGCUGAGCAGAUCAAUCUGUCUGACCUUGGAGAAAGUUUUCUCCAGAGUUUCUGCAAAAAAGCAGCAAUAUCCUUCUUUCAAGAGUAUGGACUUAUAAGCCAUCAGCUCAACUCCUACAACUUUUUCAUUCAACACGGGCUUUAG
This is a messenger RNA of Arabis nemorensis, 183 nucleotides long. The record is from the annotation of a GenBank genome assembly. NCBI's taxonomy places the organism in Eukaryota, Viridiplantae, Streptophyta, Magnoliopsida, Brassicales, Brassicaceae.